AUGAGACGGUCGGCUUUUCUUCUUCUUCUUCCUCUUCUUCUUCCCCUCGUCACUUCUGAUGACGUGGCGUCGACGUCUUCGACACGCGCCACUUCAGAAUCCAAAUCUGAACCGAGUACUCUUGUGGAGCAGGAGCAUCCGCCUAAAGGACAAAUAAUCGCGCACGACGUGACGGGAGAAGCGAUUCCGCCGGCGAUGAAGGCGAUUUCGAAGGCGUCGGGAGCGGAGCCGUCGCUCGGAUUGCACGGAAUCACCGAGCAACAGCUCAACCUUCGCUACUACAACUUCAUCUGCUCCACUCAUUUCCAUCUGGAUUGCAAGGUAAUGUAUCUCGGCCGUGUGUAGAGAUAUCACAAAGUUGUCAACUGAUAAAAUGUGCACCAUUUUAUGCUGAACAUUUUAUUAGUUGACAACUUUGCCAUAUCUCCAACGGCAGCUGAGAUAAAUCGUUUUUCAACUUUAACAUUAUUCCAGAUCACCGAAACUCUGCAAAUCUGCAUGAAGGAUCGGUACGUGGCGGUGCUCGGUCUUCCGUUGGCGUUCGAGUCCGGCUCGCCGGACCUGCUCACGCUGGGAAAGUGGAUGAGACAGUGCGAUCGAAACGAUCAGGACAUGAAUCAGGACGCGAUGCGCAUCAUCCGAAAGCGCAUUCAUUUGCAGAACGAGAACAACUGGGAGGGAGUGUUCCGCGCGGCUCGGUCUGCGGCUCCGAUGCUCCUCGCCGUCUCUGUGAUCACCGUCAACUUCUUGAUUUUUUAA
Molecule: messenger RNA, 759 nt
Organism: Caenorhabditis sp. 36 PRJEB53466
Lineage: Eukaryota; Metazoa; Nematoda; Chromadorea; Rhabditida; Rhabditidae
Source: the annotation of a GenBank genome assembly